AUGAAUAGUAAACAACAUCAUUCAACUUAUUGCACCACGAUAAAAAGUAUCGCCACUAUUCUGGUUCUCACCGCGUACUCAUCAUUGGUACUAGCGGAUCUUCCCCAUUACACUAUCUACAAAAGCUUCCCAACUGCAUUCUACGAAUGUGCGGAAUACUAUCGAGUUCCCAACUGCACCGUUCGACGGUACAUCGAGCAAUCCUACCCACCAGAGGAGGAGGUGAAGAAACUCAUUCGUUGCACUUUGGUUAAUUUGGGUGCCUGGGAUGAUGAGAGCGGUGUGCAUCAACAGGUCAUGCGCAACUACUUUGUCCCGCGACCCGAUGACACUUGCUACGAAAGACGAACUCGCGAGUGUCUCGAAAGCAUUGUCUACGACGAUGUUUAUAGUCGUGCAUACGAAUCGUUCAAGUGCUACCUUCGUAACUAUGGAACACUCGUCUCGGAUGACAAAUUUGUGCCCAACGAGCAGCUGGAAUUGGAUCAGUUGGCACUCACCAGCCUGAUCAUCUCCAACCUUCCCUUUGACGUUCUCGUCCAGUACUGCAGAGGAAAUAUUCAGGAUGAAAAGCAUUUCCCCGACAUAUUGUACGUGAUAAUGGUACGAGGUGGAUACUAUAGCCCUCAAAACGGUUGGAACUUGGAAAAUUUGUACACUCAACUCGGGUAUGACAUCCUGCUGGACCCAUACACCAAAAAGUGCAUCACAGACGUCGCGAGAGAGAAAUGUAACGCCGAUGAGAUUACGAAAUUCUUAGAAACGUGGCAACGGUGUCUUAGCUCUUACGUUCCACUGUUGCGUCAUAUUCAGGAUGAGGCUAAGAAAUUGAUCGGUGCAUCUGCUAAAUGUCUAUGCUCUACGGCCUCAUACAAUGAGGAAAUUAAAUGGUGA
Molecule: messenger RNA, 894 nt
Organism: Wyeomyia smithii (pitcher-plant mosquito)
Lineage: Eukaryota; Metazoa; Arthropoda; Insecta; Diptera; Culicidae
Product: general odorant-binding protein 45-like
Exons: 2
Coding region: 1-894 (297 amino acids)
Biological process (GO): sensory perception of smell
Molecular function (GO): odorant binding
Source: RefSeq, a predicted model, not a curated record